AUGUGUGGACUUGAGCUGUUUGCCGAUCAAAACGUCCAUAUGCCUCUGAUGCUGGUGUUGUCAUCGCAUUUCAACAACAUAGUCCAACAGGUAGGCUGGUCUCUGCUGUGUCGUCUGAUGGAGAUCUGUCCCACCACUCUGGACAGUCUGGCCAACCCAGAUGAAUAUGAGUUUACUGAGGUGCACAAGCAGAUUCUUAAGGUGCUUUCAAUGUAUCGUAAAGAUUCCAAGAUGUUGAUGGUGGGCCUGAGAGCUCUGGCUCUCCUACUGAAGUCAGAUGCGAUUGUGAUGCAGGUUCUGGACGAGGAAGAGGUAGACGUGUUUUUCUUGGUUCUGGAGGCCAUGAGGUCAUUUCAUGACAAAGAAGAGGUUCAGCUACAGGGAUGUGCUGCUUUACAACUACUUCUGCAAACAGUUUCUGAUGCUCAUCUGGUGGAGUUCAUUGAGAACAAGGACCAUGAGGUGGUGUUGGAUGCGCUCAGGCGUUUCAUGGACAGUGAGAAUGUGGUACUGCAAGCUCUGAGGGUCCUCAUACCGCUGGCUGCUCCAGCCAGCAAUAUUGAGAUUCUGAUGUCCAAACCCAUUAAAUGCGACAGUCUGCUGUGUCAGGCCAUGGACAUGUGGCUCGACUCGGAGGCCAUACAGGAGGCUGGAUGCUGUCUGUUACGGAAAUUUACUUCAGAGAGUUACUAUUAUAUACUGGUGCUGAAUGGUGUCCAUAAGGUGGUGGUGAAAGCAUGUGUCGCUUAUCCUAAGAAUGCCACAGUGCAGACCACUGGCCUUUCCUGCCUGAGCGCGCUCGCGGAGUGUAUUGUACAGAAUGAAGGGCUAGACAGAGAGUGCAACGAGGAGGACGAGGCGAAACAGAAAGAUCUGGUAAAGAAAGAAGCCACCCAAGAGGAGGAAAUGCUUAUCUGGAGAGAGGCCUGUUAUACCGCUUUAGAGAGACAUGCUGACAAUGCCGCAGUGCAGGAAGCUGCAUGUUGGGCUUUAAACAGCUUGCUGCUUCAUUACAAUUCCUUCAACCAUGUGGAACUGGAAGGAAGGCCUCCCCUUCAUUCUCUCAUCAUGGCUGCCAUGCUUUUGCAUUCAUCCACUGCGGAGGUUUUCCAAGCUGCUUCCUGUACACUACGCACAAUAAUACAGCACCACAGUAGGAUGAGGGCUCUGCUGCUUUCACAUGGCAUUCAUGUCAACAUUGUGCAUCUGAUGCAGAAACACGCGAACUCCAGCACUGUGUGUGAAAGUGCCUGCAGACUGCUUCACACACUCUUCCAGGGAGCGAGGGCCAGUCUAGAUGAUGGGACCCUGAUGCUCGGUCAAAUCCUGACUGCUCUGAAGAUACAUAACUUCAUUCCUGAAGUUCAGCUGGAGGGUCUCAGAGCGAGUCUAGUUCUUCUCAGCCCAGACAGGAGUUUAAGAGAGCAGGGCUCCUCGGUGGCGGAUCCUGACACGGUGGAUGUUUCGCUGCGGGUGCUGAAGAACCAGUGUGUACUAGAGGGAGCUCACACUGUCUAUCUAGAGGCACUUAAUAGGUUUAUCAGUAGUGAGGAGAUUCAGGAGUGUGGACUUGGUGUGCUCUCAGCGCUAGCUGACUGUUCUGGAGCGGUUGACCUCAUGUGCCAGCAGGGGGCGAUAGAUACGGUUCUUCAUACGCUGCAGAUGUUUCCACAGGAACGUGAAGUUCACUACUGGGGUCUUAGUCUUCUGUUUCACCUCAUCUCUAAGAAGAAGCUCUCUCGUAUGAUGGUGCCUGUACUGGCCUCAGUUUUGGUCAGCUCUGUACGGCAACACAAAGAGGACACAGUCAUGCUUCUAAAGGGUCUUCAGGCGGCGUGGAAGUUGUUGGACACCUGCUCGAGUGCCGCAGCAUGGCUGCAGAAAGAAGCCUUCGAGAAAGACAUCUUCCAGAUCCUGCGGGAAAAGACGGCAGACCAGCGCCGAGAUCCACUGCAGGGAAUGAGUUGCCUGUGCCUGUCUAAGAUGGUGGCGGACAGUGAGAUCCUGUACACGCUGCUGGAGAGAGCGUGUGAGGACGGCGAUGUGGACAUGGCAGAAUGUCUCAUCCAUCUGGGUGCUGACAUCAACAAGAAAACAAAGAGCGAUUCACUUAUAUAUCAGGUUUGUGAUCGAGGGGCUCCUCUGGCUCUGCUGGAGCUGCUGGUUUCUGCAGGAGUUCAUGAGCAGCAGUUACGUGGAGCUCUGAGCGUGUGUGUCAGGAGGGGCGAUGACCCUGCCAUCACCCUCCUGCUCGGCCGUCUGGGGCUGGACCAAGCCAACAACGCCCUGUGCCUCGGGAGCUUCCGCCUUGGACAAAUGAAAGCGUCGUGGCUCAGCGCUCUGCUCUCUGAACGCAAAACUAAGUCUCCAGUCAACAAGAAGAACAGUAAAGGUCAGCGUUUGGCCAGACAGUUCUUGUCACUCCAGAGGAACAAAGGGUUUGUGGGAGUUGGUAGAUUACGGAGUGAUGCCAGCACAUCAGAAUAUUUCACAGAUGAGGAAAGUGACGAAUCACACAUUUCCUUAGAUGAAAGCUUGGUCUUCAUGUUUCAUAACAUGGAGAGUGACGGGAGUGAUGGGCCUUCACGAGGAUUGCUACUUUUCAACGAUUCACCAGAAGUGGGCAGGAAACCUGCUUGGAGACAUUGCAGCCGGCGUAGACGUGCCAAUUCAGAGGGAUGCCACGGUGAGACCGAUCCAAGCGUCCCUCUACGGCAGGGUUUCAUGGAAAGCUCCACUCCUGGCGCUUUCCCUCUGGCCAUAGACAAAGAGCCCAUCCGUCUGCUCGACCUCUCAGGGAAUGAGCUGGGCAGUCUGUCCUGUUUGAUGGGUGCGAGAGCUCUCAAACAGCAGAUUGAAAGCCUUCUUCGGCUUGAUUUGAGCGGCAACAGUCUAUCAGAGCUUCCCAGUGUUCUCUGUCAGCAUUUAAGAAGUCUUACCCGUCUAGAUCUUCAAGGUAACCAACUGCAGGCACUUCCUGUGGAGCUCCUGGGUUUACCUGCACUGAGCACGCUCAAUGUUUCUCGCAACUGCAUUGGUCCUCUUCUGUUGCUGGACCCAACUGUGUGCAAUCCAGCCUUACACCAGCUCAACCUGUCCUUCAACCAGAUCACCGUCUUCCCCUUCCAGCUGGGGCAGGCCAUGGACAGACUGGAGGAGCUCUUGCUGGAGGGUUUGCGUUCGGUGGACAUGAGGAAUAACAGUAUUAGUGUUCUGCCGGGACCGGCUUUGUGGGUCAGUGUAAACCUAAGAGAGCUGAUGUUCAGUCAUAAUCACAUCUCUGUGCUCGACCUGAGCGGCCCGGUGUACAAGUGGGCCAGACUGGAAAAACUUAAUUUGAACUCCAACAAACUCACUGAGAUCCCUCCUCAGAUUGGUAUGUUGGAGGACCUGACAUCUCUAGAUGUCAGUCAGAAUGAAGGUUUGCGCUCUUUCCCUGAUGAGAUGGGGAAGCUGGUUCAUUUAUGGGAUCUACCUCUAGAUGGUCUGCAGCUCCAGAUGGACCUCAAACACAUUGGGAACAAAACCAAAGACAUCAUCAGGUUCUUGCAGCAGCGUCUGAAGAAAGCUGUGCCGUAUUACCGCAUGAAACUCAUUGUGGUCGGCAGCCCAUGUAGCGGGAAAAGUUCUUUGAUUCAUCAGCUGAUGAAGCUGAAACGUUCUCAGUGGCGAUCUGAUCAGCACACCGUCGGCGUCAGCGUCAGAGACUGGGCCAUCAGAAACAAAGACAAGAGGAACAUGCAGCUGAAUGUUUGGGAGUUCUCAGGUGGUGAAGAGUGCAGUGGAUUUCACCCUCACUUUAUGAGCUCCAGGGCGCUCUAUCUAGUGCUGUAUGACCUGAGUAAAGGACCCAGUGAGAUAGACGCCAUCAAACCCUGGCUCUUUAACAUUAAAGCCGUAGCUGGACAGUCUCCUGUGAUUGUGGUUGGAACUCAUGCAGAUGUGUGUGAAGAGCACCACCUACAGGAGUGUGUUCGGAAGCUGCGAGAGGAGCUGCUGUCUCAACCGGGCUUUCCAGUGAUCAAAGAGAACCACAUACUAUGUGCCUGUGAGGAGUCGGAGUCCAUCAGCAGGUUACGCAAAGCCAUGUAUAGAGAGCUGAUUGGGUUCAAGAUCCAGGGUCAGCCGGUAAUGGGGCAGCUGAUUCCAGACUGUUAUGUGGAGUUGGAGAGGAGAGUUUUACAGGAGAGGUCACAUGUACCCACUGAUUUCCCAGUGCUCAGACACAGCAGACUGCUGGAGAUCAUACAGGAAACACAGCUGCAGCUAGAGGAGGGAGAGUUACCCCAUGCUAUCCACUUCCUCAGCGAGGCUGGUGUCCUGCUGCACUUUGAUGAUCCAGUGCUUCAGCUAAAGGAUUUGUACUUCAUUGACCCACAAUGGCUUUCUAACAUAAUCUCACAGACGCUCACUCUGAGGAGCACUGGUCAGUGGGACAGCACUAGAGGAGUGGUGCAGCGAACCACUGUAGAAAAGUUUCUGAACAAAAGUCACUGUUUCCCAAAGGAUCAUCUGACUCAGUACUUCAAGAUAUUGGAAAAGUUUCAAGUAGCUCUUCCCUUCGGAGAUGACCAGUUACUUAUACCUAGUUGUGUGUUGUUUGGACAGGUGGUGGAUCACAUUGACUCUCUGCUGGAGGAAUGGUUUCCAGGCCUCCUCGCCACUGAUGUCCAUGGCACCGGAGAGACACUGCUUAAGAAAUGGGCUGUGUACAGCUUCAGUGAUGGAAAAAACUGCCAAAAGAUGCUGCUGGAAGAACUUCUCUCCAAAAUCAAUGCAGAUGGUUUGCUGGUGAACCCAGAGGACCCCAGCUGUACUCUGCCCAUCUCUCAGAUCUCUCCAGACCUGGUACUGUGUGACCAGCCAUCCAGCAUCAUACUGGAUCCAGAGCAACUGGAGAUGGAGCUCUCAAUGGAGUAUAUGUUGGGAGAUGGAGGCUUUGGCUCCGUAUAUAAAGCUGUGUACAAGAAUGAGGAAGUUGCUGUUAAGAUUUUCAAUAAACAUGCAUCUACACUUUAUGUUCAUCGGCUGGAACGACAGGAACUGGCGGUUCUUGGCAGACUGUGUCACCUCAGUCUGGUGGGGCUUUUGGCUGCCGGUUGUAACCCACACAUUCUUGUGAUGGAACUCGCCCCAUAUGGCUCUCUGGACUCGCUUUUUGAGCGUGAAAAUAGCAGUCUCAGCCGCAAACUACAGCACAGGAUAGCACUGCAUGUGGCGGAUGGUCUCAGAUAUUUGCACUCUUCUAUGAUUAUUUACCGAGAUCUGAAGCCACACAACGUUCUGUUGUUUAACCUGAAGACGGAUGCUGAGGUCAUCGCUAAAAUCACAGACUUUGGCAUAGCGCAGUACUGCUGCAGUAUGGGAGUCCGCAGCUCAGAAGGAACACCAGGUUUUAGAGCCCCGGAGGUCGCCCGAGGUAAUGUCAUCUAUAACGUCCAGGCAGAUGUAUAUUCGUUUGGUCUGCUGCUGUAUGACCUUUUGACCUACGGCGAGCGUAUAUCUGAUGGAAUGAAGUUUCCCAGUGAGUUUGAUGAGGUGGCUGUGCAGGGUAAACUACCAGAUCCAGUUAAAAAUUACGGAUGUUCUCCAUGGCCAGGGUUUGAGUCUUUGAUGAGGGACUGUUUGAGAGAAAACCCACUGGACAGGCCUACGUCUGCUAAGGUGUUUGAUCGUCUGAAUUCUGUAGAGAUGCUUUGUCUGAUGCGAGAGCUGACAUCGAUGAGUUUGCCUGGCGAGUGUUUCACUGUCUCCGGUGCCAGCGGAGGUGCAGACGGAGGUAAAAAUACCCGUGUGUGGAUUGGAGGUGGCAGUUGCAGCCAGAAAUUAGGCUGUGUGACAUCACUGGAUCUGGAGACAGGGGGAAGCUUGAGCCAGGAGAUUGACAGCAGUCCAGUCCUCUGCAUGGUGAUCAUCAGAGCUCCGGGGUCAUGCAGUGACUGGUUAGUCGCUGGUACACAGUCAGGUUCACUCUUCAUCGUGGACACAAUAAAAGCAGAGGUUCUGCACUGUCUGAAGAGUGUGAAGGACUCUGUGACAUCACUCUACUUUCACACUGACCUUCAUCUCAGAUACUUAAAGAAUUACCUUUUGGUCGGGACAGCAGAUGGAUCAUUGGUCAUUUAUGAAGAUUCAGCCAUGAAGGUGAAGAAUGGUGGUCCAGUGAAAACGCUGCAGGUUGGUGAUGUGAACACUCCUCUGAUGUGUCUCGGUCCGUCCAGUCACCCUCAGGAGCGCAGAGGACUGUGGGCGGCCUGUGGCAGCAGGGUGAUCUCGCUCACAGUGGGAUAUGACAUCAAUAGAAGCAUAGACACCAAACCCAAACAGCUGUUCCCGCAACAUGGUCAAAUCAGCAGUGAUCCUUGUAUAUCACAGUUAGCGGUGGACAAACAUGUGUAUGUAAGUAAAAGGGGCGGCCACACUGUGGAGGUCUGGGAUAAGAAGACUGAGAGGAUGGUGAACCUCAUUGACUGCGCACAGUUACUCAGAUUAAGUUCCACCAAAAAGCCCAAAGCCCAGAGUGAGGACCAGUCUAGACAAAUGGUGCCAUCUUCGGUGAUUGUUAAAGCUCUGUUGGUCCAGCACAGUGGUACUCUGUGGAUUGGGACCAAAGCAGGACACAUCCUGUUGGUGGAAGUCUCCAGCUGUCAGUUACUUCAGACCAUCAGCCCUCACUGCCACUCCUUACGCUGCAUGGGCUCUGUGCUGUUAGACACACUAAACCGAAAUAAUGUUAUUCUAGUAUUGGGUGGACGGCAACGAAUGCCACAAGACCAAACCAAAACGCAAGUCCCAGCUGAGGAUUCAGUUCUGACGGUGUGGAGCAGUUCACUUCCUCUGGAGGUCAGAGAUCUGAUCAGACACUGUGAGCUACGAGACAAGAUCACCAGCAAAAUGAGAGAAACACUCCACAACUGAUCACCCUCUCUGUGUGCGCAUCACUUCCUGUCAUGUAACACAUGUAGCAUUACUGUUUAGGACUUUUUAGAAAAGGUCCAUUGUCUACUGUCAAUAGUGCAGAAUGAGGCACCGCUCACACAGAACUCACUUUCAAACUAAGCAGGUUUCUGUUGGUCAACACGGCCAAUUCACACAUAUUCCAGAUUGUGCAGAUUUAGAUUGAAACGACUGCGAAAUUUUGCUGAGCAACAGUUAAUGCGACCGAUCCUUUACUGUUUUGAAAAGGGACCCCUGUGAAAAUGCAGUUAGUGUGAAAGGUUAUUUUAUAUAGUCAUGUGAAACAUUUAUUUUUGUUACAUCUCAUAUGUAGCUGUGCAUUGAUAUGUUUGGAGUAUACAGAAACUGAUAUAAGGUAGACAACCAAAAUUGCAAACACUUGAGUUAGCUUUAUUAUUUUACAGUAUUUAUUCAUGAUAUGAAGCCAUAAGAACAGAGGAGAAAGCCACCAUUUAUCAAAAGUAUCGCUAAUACCUCUUAUGCAAAUGUAUCAUGUUUCGUUUUCACUAGAAUAUCAUAGUUACUGCUGCUGUUAGCAUCACGGGAGCACAAUGGACAAACUGCUAACGGUAACUAGCAUCAGUGUCAUAAAAGCAACUGAAGAUUAUGAAAUCUUCUUGCACUUUUUGAAGGGAAUCCCAUGUUAAUGCUAGCAUUCAGACUGACUAAUGCAAAUAUUUCAAAUUCCAGAAUUGAUAAUGAAGUCUGUUUAUUAAAUCUCUGUGUUAGUUGUUUGGAAAUUGAAUUAUACUAUGAGCAAUCCAUUGCUAAAUUCUGAGCAAUAAGCUAUUAAAGUUACACUACACACAUUCUGACCUUUUAUGAAUUA
Molecule: messenger RNA, 7786 nt
Organism: Sinocyclocheilus grahami
Lineage: Eukaryota; Metazoa; Chordata; Actinopteri; Cypriniformes; Cyprinidae
Gene: lrrk2
Product: leucine-rich repeat kinase 2
Exons: 47
Coding region: 1-6918 (2305 amino acids)
Biological process (GO): protein phosphorylation
Molecular function (GO): protein binding; protein kinase activity; ATP binding
Source: RefSeq, a predicted model, not a curated record